AUGCGAGAUUCAGGUUGUUCAUGUUUCCAGCAACAAUAUAAGCAAGAGCGUUUUCUCAGGAAAAGCUCUUUCUUUCUGUCUGUUUAUUUUCUUACCAUAGUUGCCACGGUAGGGUUGGGUGUAUUGAUUGUUGAAUUCAUUUUGAAGCCUCAAACGCCGGUAUUUUCUAUUGAAACCAUAACAUUAGAUGCAUACCAGUUGGAUGUUUAUUCCAAUUCGACCCUGUUUGUGUCAUCUGUUGCUUCUUUGGUCCUAAAUGCUGCCAAUCCUAACAAGAUUGGCCUAAGAUACAGCCCUUCAAGGCUUCAACUUUACUUGGAAGGACUUCCUAUCGCAGUUAUUCGAGUUCCCAGCUUCUUUCAACCUGCUCAUAGUAACAAUGUCAGUUUGAGAACAAGGGUUUUGAUUCCUUGUGUGAAUGUUAGCCAAGUGUUGGGUGGGGGCUGGUUGCAAGACCAGCAGGGCCAGAAAAUUGUUCCAAUCAAACUAUCAGGCGAUAUUCGAGUGAACCUCCAUUUUCUACACAUUACCCUGCCAAAGAUCAAGGUUGCCCUUGAUUGUGACAUAGAUUUCGAGUAUAGGGAAUUGGCAUUCUUAAAUGAAGCUUACAGCAGCGAAGCUGUUAAAAAUCUGGUUGCAUCUUUUUCAAAUGAUUCCAAAUCCUUCAUCAAGAAAUGUGCCUUAGCUAUCUACAUAUGA
Durio zibethinus is the source of this 699-nucleotide messenger RNA. RefSeq lists its product as uncharacterized. Gene Ontology annotation, biological process: defense response to other organism. Gene Ontology annotation, cellular component: plasma membrane. The record is from RefSeq and is a predicted model, not a curated record. Lineage: Eukaryota; Viridiplantae; Streptophyta; Magnoliopsida; Malvales; Malvaceae.